AUGAAUUGGUUUGGAAAUUACUUCUCUAAAUUUCCUGAGGAUGCUUCCUUACUCAGCCUACACUCACCUCUGUUGCUUUCACUCAUCUCUUCUGAAGAUGAACAUUUUCUUUCCAGUGUGAGGAGCCAUGCGCCAGCCCAGGCUGUGGUGAAGCAGCCUGACCGGGGAGGCCCUGGCAGGACCACCAUCGCAGCGAUCGUCCAGACUGGGGGAGACUGGAGCACCGGCCUCUUCAGUGUUUGCCGAGACAGGAGAAUCUGUUUCUGUGGUCUGUUUUGUCCAAUGUGCCUUGAGUGUGACAUCGCCAGGCAUCAUGGAGAGUGCCUUUGUUGGCCAUUGUUACCCGGGUCCACCUUUGCACUGAGAAUUGGCACCAGAGAGAGACAUAAAAUACGGGGCACGCUGUGUGAGGACUGGCUCGCCGUGCACUGCUGUUGGCCCUUCUCCAUCUGCCAGGUGGCCCGGGAGCUCAAGAUGAGGGCCUCCCGACUCUACGAAAUCUACACGGCUCCUUCAACCAAGGACAACCUUAUCUGA
Messenger RNA from Enhydra lutris kenyoni (northern sea otter), 537 nucleotides. RefSeq names its product PLAC8 like 1. The record is from RefSeq and is a predicted model, not a curated record. The transcript has 4 exons. Lineage: Eukaryota; Metazoa; Chordata; Mammalia; Carnivora; Mustelidae. The coding region runs from base 1 to 537 and encodes 178 amino acids.